CCAACGCCACCGGCCGCCCACUUCCCGCCGGCCGAAUCCUCCCACGCUGCUUCGUCCUAGCUCUUUCCAACAGCCAUCUUGAAGCCCUGCCGGCGUCCUCUCGUCCCCCAUCAGGUCACUGAGGCUUGCCGCAGCAUUGAGCUGGCUUCGUCCAUCAGGCUCGGGGUAUGCACAUGUCGUGUUCGAUGAAGUGCCUAGCAAGAAAUCCUCCUCUGUGCGCUCAUGCCAAUCACAUGCUCUGCAAAACUGAAGACGUGUUGAGCUUUUGGCAGGUUGUCAUUGCCAUACAGAUGCACUUGUGGCUCUUGAUGCAGCUUCGUAUAUUCUAAGGAUUGGAUUUCUAACAUACAAACAGCUGGCAUCAAUCAUAUUCGGUCCAGGAAACAUGCAUGCCCUCUCUGUGCGGCUGAGAAUAUUGUCUGGGAGUGGGACAUUUCAGUAUGGUCCCUUUAUGUGUGGUGUGCAGCGGAGAUGGAAGAAGCCAGUAGAUUCAGCAAGAACCCGUCUGGAGGGCAGAACAAGGGAUCAUAGGCUGGACAAGCUAAUGGUUCAACUGAGAAACUUGAAGCUGGCCUUGGCUGUAUGUGAGUUGAUAUCUCAGCAGAGGAAUGAAUAUGCUUCUCUCCAACUUCUUUCAAAGUGGAGACAUGAGGUCGGGUUGAACAUUGAGAUUGGCGCUUUCCUCAAGAAAUAUCCCCACAUUUUCCAGAUUUACAUGCACCCUGUGAAGAGAAACCAUUGCUGCAAGAUCACACAAAAGAUGACUGACUUGAUUGCAGAGGAAGAGGCAGUGAUCAGGGAGAAUGAGACCAGCAUAGUUCAGCGGCUGAAGAAACUUCUCAUGCUCUCUACAAAUGGAACUCUGAAUAUGCACGCAUUAUGGCUAGUAAGAAAGGAACUUGGGCUGCCUGAUGAUUACAGGUCUUCCAUGCUACCCAAGUAUCCAUAUGAUUUAUAUCUUGAAACCCCUGAUACUCUGUCACUUGUCUCUAGGGAUGAUGAAUUAGCUGUAGCUAAGAUUGAAGAAUGGAGGAAGAAAGAGUACACUGAAAAAUGGCUAGCUGAAUCGGAGACAAAAUACACUUUUCCAAUCAACUUCCCUACUGGAUUUAAGAUUGAGAAAGGCUUUAGGGAAAAACUGAAGAACUGGCAGAGGCUUCCCUACACCAAGCCUUAUGAGAAGAAUGAUUUGCAUCCAAUCCACAAUGUGGAGCGGAUUGAGAAACGUAUUGUUGGUAUUCUUCAUGAACUGUUGAGCCUUACAGUAGAAAAGAUGAUACCACUUGAGAGACUGUCGCACUUCAGACGAGUUUUUGCUAUGGAAGUGAACUUGCAGGAGCUUCUUCUUAAGUACCCGGGAAUUUUCUACAUCUCGACCAAGGGAAGUGCCCAGACAGUCAUUCUGAGGGAGAGUUACAGUAAAGGCUGCCUGGUUGAGCCAAAUCCUGUAUACGAUGUGCGAAGGAAAAUGCUAGAUCUGAUUUUGUCUGGAUGUCGUAACGUUGGUGAACUGGAAAGUGCAGCUUGGCUUGCUGAGGAGUAUGAUCAGGGAAGCUGUCAUGAGUUGCAUAACAACAUGUGCCAGGUGGAUACCAUACUUGAACUUGAAACUGAUAGUGACUCUACAGAAAGAAGUGUAUUACGGUCUAUGGAAGAGCUCCGGUACCAACAUUUCUGUGACACACAAGAAAAGAGUGAAUAAGCAAUUAAGCAGACUUCAACAUGUAGGUGUAGUUUGGGCCUCUUGGUUACUAGACGCGGAUGGUAUCAACAGGCACCGUUCUCACAGUAUCUUCAUUUGAUCUUGCUCUGGAAUGGAUCUGUUCAAAUCCGUGGCAGACAUGUGAAGCAUCACCACAGUUCAGGACUGUGUUAAUGCUUCACAUGUCUGCCAUGGCUCUGGAAUGUACUUGCUGUGGACCUGAUGUUCUUGUCAGGAUUUGGACUUGUGCCGUCCCUUGUAAUGGACUACGUAAUGGUUAUUAGUGAAUUCGAUGGUGUCCUUCGUGACACCAUUUGUGAUAUGUAACAAGCUAUGUGGUUUAAUCUG
This is a messenger RNA of Panicum hallii, 2050 nucleotides long. RefSeq names its product protein ROOT PRIMORDIUM DEFECTIVE 1-like. The transcript is spliced from 2 exons. Gene Ontology annotation, molecular function: RNA binding. The record is from RefSeq and is a predicted model, not a curated record. The coding region runs from base 386 to 1702 and encodes 438 amino acids. NCBI's taxonomy places the organism in Eukaryota, Viridiplantae, Streptophyta, Magnoliopsida, Poales, Poaceae.